AUUUUCCACUAAGCAUUCUUAAUUCCGAAAACCAUAAACCCUGUGUCACCACUUACCGCAAGGCCUGGACCUCUACAGCCACUUCUUCCAUUUUUCUCUUUCCAUGCGAGUUACCAGAUCUGUUAUUCCCUGUCUUACUGUAGCCUGAAGUUCCAGUCCUUCGUAAAAUCAUGCUCAAAGCAACUGCAAUAUGCUUCGCGAUCUUAAUCUAUUCAAUUUCAGUCGCUUCCGCCGAUCCAAUCCACGGCUGUGGCGGAUUCGUCGAGGCAAGUUCGUCGUUAAUUAAGUCCAGGAAGCCAAAUGAUGGAAAGUUGGAUUAUUCUCAUAUUACGGUUGAGCUUCGAACAGUGGAUGGACUAGUCAAGGACAGAACUCAAUGUGCUCCUAAUGGCUACUACUUCAUUCCAGUUUAUGACAAGGGUUCCUUUGUAAUUACGAUAAAUGGCCCAGAAGGGUGGUCUUGGAACCCAGAUAAGGUUCCUGUUCUUGUUGAUGACUCUGGCUGCAAUGGGAACGAGGAUAUAAAUUUUCGUUUCACAGGGUUUACAUUAUCUGGUAGAGUUACAGGGGCUGUUGGGGGCGAGAGCUGUUCCAAUUUGAAUGGUGGUCCAGCAAAUGUAAAUGUCGAACUUUUAUCUCCUAAUGGCGAUGUUGUAUCUUCAGCAUUAACUUCACAGGAAGGGAAUUAUCUUUUCUCUAAUAUCAUUCCAGGGAGAUAUAACUUACGUGCUUCACACCCUGACAUAAAUGUUGAAGCUAGAGGUUCCACAGAGGUUAAAUUGGGCUUUGGAAACAGUAUUGUCAAAGAAAUUUUUUAUGUUGCAGGUUAUGAUAUUCGUGGAUUUGUUGUUGCUCAGGGAAACCCAAUUCUGGGAGUUCAUUUCUAUUUAUUCUCAGACGAUGUCAAAGAGGUUGAUUGUCCACAAGGUCCUGGUAAUGCUCCUGGACAAAGAAAAGCUCUAUGUCAUGCUGUAUCUGAUGCUGAUGGGAUGUUUAGAUUCCAAGCAAUACCUUGCGGACUCUAUGAGCUUUUGCCGUACUACAAGGGUGAAAAUACUAUUUUUGAUGUUUCACCUAGCGUCAUCUCUGUGAAUGUUGAUCAUCAACACACUACAAUUUCUCAAAAAUUUCAGGUUACUGGAUUUUCUGUUGGGGGGCGUGUUGUUGAUGCAAAUGAUGCAGGGGUGGAAGGUGUCAAAAUUAUAGUGGAUGGUCAUGACAGAGCAGUCACUGACAAGGAAGGAUUCUACAAGCUCGAUCAGGUAACUUCUAACCAUUAUACAAUUGAAGCUAGAAAGGAGCACUUCAAGUUCAACAAACUGGAGAACUAUAUGGUUCUGCCAAACAUGAUUUCUGUUGCUGAUAUUAAAGCAACUUUAUAUGAUGUCUGUGGUGUCGUACAAACUAUUGGAGAUGGUUACAAGUCCAAGGUAGCAUUGACUCAUGGUCCAGAGAAUGUUAAACCUCAAGUCAAACAAACUGACGAAAGUGGCAAUUUUUGUUUUGAGGUUCCACCUGGUGAAUAUCGCCUAUCUGCUAUGGCAAUUUCUCCAGAAAGUGCCCCUGGACUACUGUUCUCGCCAUCUUAUGUUGAUGUUACAGUCAAAAGCCCCUUACUGAAUGUUCCUUUUUCACAGGCACUAGUCAAUAUACUCGGUUCUGUAACAUGCAAAGAGAGAUGUGGUUCAUCAGUAUCUAUUACCCUCCAGAGAUUGGCUGGUAAUCUUAUUAGUGAGAAGAAGACUAUCGGUUUGACAGAUGAGAGUAACGAUUUUCAAUUUCAAGAUGUCAUCCCUGGAAAAUACAGGAUAGAGGCUUCACACUCAUCCAUUCAAGGCAUGGUUGGUAAAGAUGAUUGGUGCUGGGAGCGAAACUCUAUUGAAGUGGAUGUUGGUAUUGAGGAUGUACAUGGAAUUGAAUUUAUUCAAAAAGGUUACUGGGUUAACGUUAUAGCUACUCAUGAUGUGGAUGCUUAUAUUUCUCAAAUGAAUGGGCCACCUCUGAACUUGAAAAUCAAGAAAGGUUCUCAGUACAUAUGUGUGGAGUCUCCUGGAGUGCACGAAGUUCAGUUUUCCAACUCUUGUAUCUCCUUCGGGAGCUCAUCCACUAAAAUUGAUACAUUAAACCUAGAGCCCAUCUAUUUAAGAGGAGAAAAAUAUCUACUGAAGGGGCAAAUUAAUGUUGAUCCAGUCUCACUUGGUGUAUAUGAAUUACCUGAAAGUAUCCUGUUGAACAUUGUGGGUGCUGGAGACAGUGUGGUUGCUAACACUGAAGCCAAACUUACCUCCGAUGCCAAUGAUCAACCGAAUCCUGUCUUGUACGAGUACUCUGUCUGGGCUAGCUCUGGAGAGGAACUCACCUUUGUUCCUGUGGAUACCAGGAAUCAGGAGAGGAAGAUCUUAUUUUAUCCUAGACAGCACCAUGUCUUGGUGAAAAAUGAUGGAUGUCAAGAUUCUAUUCCUACAUUUUUUGGUCGGUUGGGUUUGUACAUUGAAGGAUCAGUUUCUCCCCCUCUUUCUGGCGUCCAUAUCAGUGUUAUUGCUGCUGGAGAAAGUUAUGUUGCUUCCCUUAAAAACGGGGAGUUGGUACUUGAAACUGCCACUGAUAUUGAUGGCUCAUUUAUUGCGGGACCAUUAUCUGAUGACAUAACUUAUAGAGUUGAGGCUAUGAAGUCUGGCUUUCAUUUGGAGCGUGUUGGACCUUAUUCAUUUUCAUGUCAGAAGCUUGGUCAAAUUUCUGUGAAAAUUCAUGCCAGAGAUAAUAGCGAAGAACCUAUUCCUUCAGUUCUAUUAUCUCUGAGUGGUGAUAAUGGUUAUAGAAAUAAUUCAGUGUCUAGUGCUGGUGGAGUAUUCCUUUUCAAUGAUCUUUUUCCUGGAACUUUCUAUUUGCGUCCACUACUGAAGGAGUAUGCUUUCUCACCAGCUGCUCAGACAAUAGAACUUGAUUCUGGGGAAUCCAGAGAAGUUAGUUUCCAGGCUACCCGUGUGGCUUACAGUGCUAUAGGUAUGGUGACGCUAUUAUCUGGCCAACCAAAAGAAGGUGUUUCAGUUGAAGCCAGGUCAGAAACAAAGGGGUAUUAUGAAGAAACAAAGACAGAUGCAUCCGGAAAUUAUCGGUUGAGGGGACUGCUCCCUGAGACAACUUACACAAUAAAAGUAGUUCAAAGAGAGGAUCAGGGCAGUGCCAGAAUUGAGCGUGCAUCUCCUGGAGCAAUAACCGUUGAGGUUGGAUCAGAGGAUGUCAAGGGAUUGGAUUUUCUGGUCUUUGAACGUCCUGAAUUGACCAUUUUGAGUGGCCAUGUUGAAGGAAAGAAAAUUGAGGGACUAAAGUCAGGUUUGCAAGUGGAAAUCAAGUCAGCGAGUGAGACGUCUAAAGUCGAGUCUGUAUUCCCUCUGCCACUUUCAAACUUUUUUCAGGUAAAGGGCUUACCUAAGGGUAAGUACCUUGUGCAGCUACGAUCAAGUGAACCGUUGGGCACCAUCCAAUUUGAGUCUAGUAUACUUGAGGCUGACUUGGAGGAGAAUACUCAAAUAAACGUGGGCCCACUGAAAUACAAAUUUGAAGAAUACCACCACAAACAGGAUCUGACUGCAGCACCGGUACUCCCUCUCGUUAGUGGAAUCCUCGCAAUUCUCCUUUUUGUCAGCAUUCCAAGACUCAAGGAUUUUUACCACCAAGCCACGGUGGGAACAUCAUCAGCAUCAUCUGGAUUCGCGGUAACUAUAAAGAAAGAAGCACGGAAACCAGUUUUGAGAAAAAAGACAUACUGAGAACCGACCACCUUUCAGCGUUAAGAAUGCAAAAAACUUCCAUUUGGUCAAAUUUCUGAUUAGCUCAAUUGGCAACCUAACCCAACUGGGGGCAGUUUCACGGUAGGCAUACAAUUUAAUUAUGUAAACUUAGAGGUCAAUGUUUGUUAUGAAAUUCUGACGUGUAGAUCAAUUACUGGUCAAAGUUAAGGAGUCCUUGUACACAAUUUUGAUCUCUAGGCUUUAUGCAGUGUUUAUUUGCCUCUAUGUAAGUCAGUAUCAUUCUUCUAGGAAUUAUUCAGGUUUUAGUCAACUCAUUUCCACAUUUGGAAUCUAAUGAGAAAUAGAAAAGACAAUUUGUUUUUAAUAAUGAACCAGUUAACGUGCUUCAACUUUUA
Messenger RNA from Benincasa hispida (wax gourd), 4147 nucleotides. Its product is annotated as Carbohydrate-binding-like fold. The record is from RefSeq and is a predicted model, not a curated record. Gene Ontology annotation, molecular function: carbohydrate binding. Lineage: Eukaryota; Viridiplantae; Streptophyta; Magnoliopsida; Cucurbitales; Cucurbitaceae. Gene Ontology annotation, cellular component: endoplasmic reticulum membrane.